AUGGAUCCUUAUUCGGCCUGGCUGGUGUUAUCAGCUUUCGCUCAGAGUAAUUACUUGCAAGAAGACAUCCCGUGGGGCCUUCAGCAGUAUAUCAACAGCUCCAUCGUUCCCUGGACUGAGAAGAUUCUGCUUGUUUCGAGCGCGCAAGACGAUUUAUCGUUUGAGGUAACACAGACAGUCGGGGCCAAUUUCCAGGCACUUCCAAAGAAACUUGAAGAACAUUUAUCAUUGUCAGUUUGUUCUGGAAAAAAAUCUGUUAUGAGUUAUCACAGUGGUCCCGCGGCAGCCAUUAACUAUGGCCUGCCGGCAUCAGUAGACAUGGGCUAUUCCAUGGUCACUGGUGCCAGGCAGGCCAGUGGCGAUGGCAGAGGAUAUCACCAACGGUCUUCUGAGAGUAGUUAUACUUACUCGAAGAGUGGUGCUGGCCCUAGUAGGUCUUCGAAGAGUUCGAGGGCUCGACAGAAUCAUGAUCGUGAUGAAGGUGAAGAUGACGAAGGCACCGAUCAACCUAAUUAUAUACCGUCCUCCAGUACGAGGACAAAAUCUAAGGCGACUGGCAGUUCUGACUUUGCUUGCUGGUUUUUCAAACUCGAUCCGGUGAAGUAUGCGGAUUGUAUGCAUGUUCAUGGUCGAUCUUCAGAUCUCAAAUAUGCCCAUCUGAAAAACCAUUUUAGGGAUGGUGCUAUUCCAUCUGGAUUUGAUAAAAAUAUGAGCUGGGAUGAGGUCUGGGCUACCUUGUUUCCGAGGAUCCGACCGCCCAACAACAAAUACUAUGUUAUUAACGAUAUGAUAAUGAGCGUCCUUGAAUCUGCAUCGGUCAAAGGCGACGAUGUGACCCGUUUCCUGGACACUUUAGGAAACCACGAGAGUCGAGAAACCGUCCUAAAUCGUAUCUAUAGCCUUUCGGCAGACCGUGGAAACUCCCCUAACUCUGCUGGCACAACUUCUACUCGACGGAGUAGACGGGAGCCCCAUCUACACACAGUUGACCGAACUCCAAGGACUGUGGAUAGUGGGUUUCCAGGCAGCUCGCCCUCUUCCGCCCCCGACAGCGGCAAUAAUACUCCGGCAACCGCAUCCCGCCCGUCACAUAGGUACACACCUAACUUCAAUUCCUAUCAUCACGUUCAAGGUGGCCUUGAACUUGGUAUCGACGAUGCCAUGGGCGUCGAUGCCUAUCAUUCAUUUUCUGACACUGUUGGCGCUGCCGCCGCCGGAGAGAUCGCUAUUUGGGACGAGACCAUCAGCCAUUUGAUGUGGCUGGGGCGUGAACUUCCAUGGCAGAGCCCUAUUGAUUUUACGACGUUUUACCUUUCGCAUACUUGCACCAAGACUGGGCACGAGGUGACGCGUAUUUACGACUUUGCAGAGCUCCAGGAGCAGUAUAACUGGCAUGAAGGUGGACCGGUUGAUGGAAGUUGCCCUUUUACAUUAAUUGCUCAUAGGAGGGGUUAG
This is a messenger RNA of Orbilia oligospora ATCC 24927, 1455 nucleotides long. RefSeq lists its product as uncharacterized. The coding region runs from base 1 to 1455 and encodes 484 amino acids. The record is from RefSeq and is a predicted model, not a curated record. The transcript has 4 exons. Lineage: Eukaryota; Fungi; Ascomycota; Orbiliomycetes; Orbiliales; Orbiliaceae.